UGCAGGUCGGAGUGAAAGCAGUUGUCAAUAAGGGCGAUCCAGAGCGGACAUUCCACGCCUCAGCCGCUUAGGUCUAAUGACGACUUCCGCCACGAUAGUUUCGGCCCCUGGGAAAGUCCUAGUGGCUGGGGGAUACUUGGUGCUGGACCCGGCAUAUCAAGGACUCGUGUUGACUACCGACUCUAGAUUCUUUACGGUCGUGAGGAGCCUCAAAAACGCCGGUGAUGGAACAAACAUUCGAGUGAGGUCCCCGCAACUCCUGGAUGGGGUGUGGCAAUAUUAUGCGGCGGUGGCUCCGGAUAGUGCAGCGAAUGCGCCGCACCAUAAGCUGAAACUAUCGAGUGUGGAGAAGUCGCCUCGAAACAGCUACGUAGAAGCAGCACUCGAGUACGCUUUGGGAGCGACUGCGGUGUUAGCUCCGAAAACGCACCCUUUGGCUGGUGUCAGCCUGGAUAUCAUCAUCGUGUGCAGUAAUGACUUUUACUCGCAACGCGAACAGCUCUCCAAAAAUGGCUUGGACUUAACAACGGAGUCACUCCGGUCGCUGAAGCCCUUCUGUUCCACCAUGUCACAAAUGUCGAAAGUUCACAAAACAGGCUUGGGUUCCUCGGCAGCCAUGAUUACGUCGCUGGUCGGCGCCGUCAUGUGCCACUUCAACGUCGCCUCUAUCCCGCUGACGGAAUCCAGCCGGAAUCGCUCCAUCCUUUCCGCCGCGGAAACACGCAGCUUGGAGCUCAUUCAUAAUACGGCGCAACUGGCUCAUUGUGUGGCCCAAGGGAAAAUCGGGAGUGGUUUCGAUGUGUGUGCGGCCGUAUGGGGCAGUCACACGUAUAAGCGAUUCUCGCCGAAAGUCAUGGAUGCGGUAAUGAAAACAUCGGAGUCUGGGGAAUCCAUGCCAUUCUCAGACCGGUUGCUAAGCGUAGUCCAGCCGCCAGAGACACACAAAUGGGACUACACUGUGGAGACGGGGUUCCUUCUCCCAGAGGGAUUCCAACUGCUGUUAGCGGACAUUGAUGCUGGAAGCAGCACACCGAAACUGGUAUCGAAAGUCCUGGCAUGGAGACAAUCGCAUAAGGAACAAGCUCAUCACCUCUGGACGGCACUGGCGCAGAAGAACAACCACAUCGAUGUUACUUUACGACAGUUGUAUAAGCUGGCUAGGGAGACUCCUACGGGUUACCAGGCGGCGCUCCGACAUCAUGGUCAGAUAAGGGCGUCUGAGUGGUCCACAGUGAAGGCACAGAGCCAAGGCGGCGUCGACAAAUUUUCUGAGCUCUUCGUUAGCGUGUAUGAGACGUUUAUGGGAAUCCGCUCCAGUAUGCGCGAAAUGUCGAAAUUAGCUGACGUCCCCAUCGAACCAGCGGAACAAACUCGGCUGUUGGAUGCGUGCAUGAAUGUGCCGGGCGUGAUUAUGGCCGGCGUGCCCGGAGCUGGUGGAUACGACGCGAUUUUCUGCAUAGCCCUCUCCGACGCCGCCCGAAAAGGGGUUGAGAAUGUAUGGCAGGGUUGGACGGAAAUGUCUGUUGGUCCUCUGCUUUCGAAAGAGUGUGGACAGGGACUUUAUCGCGUCUCAUCGGAAGCGAACGUAGCCGGUUUAGAAGGAGUGCUGAAGAGCAAUCCCUUGGAAUAGCACUUAGCUUAGAAGUCUUAGAGGCUCGGACAAUAUUCGGGCUUGAGAAAUCGGCGUAAUGACAUCUCCGUGUGGCAGGACUUUCUCCAUUGUCUUGGUAACUUACGGCUAGCCGCUUAAGGGAUGUUGUCAAUCAUAUACCAUCAAGGAUUGGAAG
Messenger RNA from Fimicolochytrium jonesii, 1787 nucleotides. RefSeq names its product ribosomal protein S5 domain 2-type protein. Gene Ontology annotation, cellular component: peroxisome. NCBI's taxonomy places the organism in Eukaryota, Fungi, Chytridiomycota, Chytridiomycetes, Spizellomycetales, Powellomycetaceae. Bases 77 to 1630 code for a protein of 517 amino acids. The transcript has 9 exons. Gene Ontology annotation, biological process: ergosterol biosynthetic process; isopentenyl diphosphate biosynthetic process, mevalonate pathway. Gene Ontology annotation, molecular function: phosphomevalonate kinase activity; ATP binding. The record is from RefSeq and is a predicted model, not a curated record.